Amborella trichopoda is the source of this 1092-nucleotide messenger RNA. RefSeq names its product glutathione S-transferase F11. NCBI's taxonomy places the organism in Eukaryota, Viridiplantae, Streptophyta, Magnoliopsida, Amborellales, Amborellaceae. Gene Ontology annotation, molecular function: glutathione transferase activity; glutathione binding. The record is from RefSeq and is a predicted model, not a curated record. Gene Ontology annotation, cellular component: cytoplasm. Gene Ontology annotation, biological process: glutathione metabolic process.
GAUAUGCAAAGGGUUGGUUCAGAACUUUGUGAACUCUCAUUCUCUUUUUCUCUCUGUAAAAAAAAAAUAUUAUGUUUUUCUCUCUUUAAAAAAACGUCGUCGAUAGAAGCCGAUUGUUACGGUGCUAGAAUCAACUCCUUUUAGAGAGAGAGAGAGAGAGGGAGAGGGAGGAAGAGAGAGAAAAAUGGCAGCAGUGAAGGUGUUCGGACCUCCCAUGUCCACGGCCGUUGCUAGGGUUCUGGCCUGCCUCUACGAGAAGCAGGCCGAAUUUGAGCUCGUACGCAUUGAUAUGUCCAAAGGCCAGCACAAGAAACCUGAAUACCUUGCAAUUCAGCCCUUCGGCCAGGUCCCUGCCUUUCAGGACGAGAAUGUUAUUCUUUUGGAGUCUAGAGCAAUAUCUCGGUACAUAGUUGAUAAAUACCAGGACCAAGGCACACCAGGCCUCCUCGGCUCCAACUUCAUCGAGCGCGCCUCCAUUGAUCAAUGGAUUGAAGCCGAGGCUCAAAGCUUCCAACCACCAAGUGGUGCCCUUGUUUUCCAGCUGUUCUUCGCACCCCUGAUGGGCCUCAAAACCGACAAAGUCAUCAUCGACCAAAACCAAGCCAAGCUCGAGAAGGUCCUCGACAUAUAUGAAAAGAUGCUUGAAGAAAACCGCUUCUUGGCUGGAGAUAGGUUUACUUUGGCUGAUCUCACUCACUUACCUAAUUGUGAGUAUUUGGUGCAAAAGACUGAUAGGUCAGGGCUUAUACUCGGCCGGAAAAAUGUGAGGAGGUGGUGGGAGGAGAUUUCUAGUCGUCCAGCUUGGAAGAAGGUAGUGGAGUUGCAGGUUGCUCCUCCCAAGUAGAUGAUGUGUUUUAAGCGUAUUUUUAUGGUAUUGAUGGCGAAUUUUCUUCUUCUUUACUUUCAUGGAUUAGGUCUCUUACCUAUGUUCUCAGUUAAUAAAAAUGCGUUGUAAAAAACCGGCCUAGUCAACUAGACUCACCCAGAUACUGAGUGUUUUAUAUGUAAAACUCGAGUGGAACCAAGUUUUUGGUCAUAUGUAUAGGUUUUUUGUGUUGUUUUGAGCAAUGAAUACCAUCUUAUGUUUAUAAU